CUCCACCCGGCCGAGGACCGACUCGACGCGAAGAAACCUAAUUACCUUCUUAUGGAACCAGCUAAGAACGGCUAAGAACAUUGAAUCGUUGAACCACCAAAAUACAUUCAUUAUUUUUUAAUUAUUUUUAACCCCCUGGUUCCCCUUCUCCAAAAGGGUCCCCACUCCCUCACGGAUAACAUCGCACUAGGUUCGAAGUAGCGCAAAGAAGCCCGCAACCCAUUCAUUCAAGCUCAUCCGACCAUUGACUAGGAAACGCUCUUUUUCGCAACUAUAUUUGUUUUAAUUUCAAAGCUGUUGAACAGUCAGUUCUGACUCAUAACCCUCAUUUCGAUCUCGCGAUUCUUCGCCGUUUCAUACGAAUACCAAGAGUCAUCUCUACAAUCCAAUCGAACCGUACAAAUACCAGAUCCCGAAUCGCAAGCUUCAUAUUCAGGCGAAUCGAAACUACCGACUCCCAUAUCCCAGAAAAUAAGAUCAAUCAUGGCAACCAACGCAGACGAACGGCCAACAUUUCGCCGUGAUUCCCCCUCACCCGAGACCACUCCUACGAUGGCCCUCAAUUCCAAUAGGAUGAGUACCGGUCGGAUUGUUUCGACCUCCUCAUCUGUUUCCCGCACCUCAAGUGCCGAUGGUGCUUAUCGAGAUUCCCUAAGUAGCGACGCAUUCUCUCGACUAUCUUCCUCGAGCUAUCAAUCUAGAAGAUCAGACAUCAGCAUUGCGUCCUCGCGCCAAUCCACCGGGAGUUAUGAUAGACCCUUAAAGAGACGCGGCUUCACGAAGCCUCAAGGAACGGAUUUCGCUUCUAGUGCAAGACAUCGAGAGAGUGUUCUAAGUUUGGGAAGCAUUUCGCAUCUUCAGUACUAUUUUGCGAGGACGGGGUUGUUGGAUGGGAAAGGUGGACAACUAGCAAGGAAGAGACACCCAAGAGCAACAUUAGACUUGUCGCAGUUGGAUACAUCCUCCUUGCUGAGCCCAAAGCUCACAGCCUCAGAUGUAGACUCUUCAUAUGCCUCGAUGGGGAGCAGCCCAGAUUUGGGCGCCCAGAAUUUCGCCGGUGGCCUCAUGGUAGAAUCUCCUACCGACGACCACGAUGGAUUUUACUCGGAUGAGUACGAAGAACCGGAAACAGACGUCCUACCACCAACUACAAGUACAUACAUUCAUCGCCAGAAGCCUGUUCCCAAGCCGCCCACUAUUGAGGAACUGAAAGCGGACUUGACAAAAGCACUGGAUUCCGCAUCAAGGGUAUUGGCAGAAUCAACACCAGUACCAAAUAAUUCGCCUAUCAAAGAGGCUGAUCUACCACCAGCACUUCAGUCCCCCAAACCAUCGCAAACAUGGUACGAAAUCCAAGGAGUGCAACUACUGGAUGUGAUGACGUUAGCCAUCCGAGCUGCUAAGAUCUACUAUACGUCACAUGAGCAUCCAGAUCGAUUAGAUGCUAUCAAGCCCGAAAAGGAAAUACGCUCAGAGUUACUUUCGGUCAUGGAGGUACUAAAACACAUGGCAACUAGGAAUUUCGCCGGUGGCCCCCGUGGAGACGAACAUAAGACGAUGAGGUCUUGGAUUGAUAGUAUACGUACCAUGCUUAGGAAGGAGGAAGAAAUUGAGAAAGCCGAGCGUGCCGAGAGAGCUAGCUGGACUUGGUUGAAGGGAGACUGGUCCGGAAGGGAAAUUGAGCGGGAGAUAGCAUUUUUGAAUUCGAUCGACACCGAAGCUGAGCCAUUACCGCCAUGGACGCCAAUUGAUCAGAAUGGCGAACUCCCAACUCCGUUCUUAGCAAGUUUGCAAAAUGGGUUGAGGCUUGUCAAGCUUCAUAACGCAACCGUCAAGAAGUCACGACGACGCUUCGGGGCUAUUGGAACAUUCCAUACUGACACACAGAAACCAUACAGGUGUGCAGAGAAUCUACGAUAUUGGAUCAAAGCCGCCGAACUCCGGUGGGAAGUAAUAUUAAAAGUGGAUGUAAUGGGCGUCGUAUAUAACAGUGAUCCCCAAGUAUGGGUGGAUUUCGAGGCGGCUCUCUGGAAGUGGUGCCGCAAAGUGCGGGAGGAGAUCACCGCCGAGUGGGAAGGUUAAGGGCGAGCAACAGCUCAGGCCCUUUUACGAGUUCAUGCUUACGACAUUCCAUUCAGUUAAGAUUCUACAAACCAGACUUUGCUGUUCUCGAUGAGCAAGCAAAGGAGGUCCUCAUGGUUGGUUAGUGACCAUACCAAAAGAGCGAGAUGUUGCCAUAUCACCAUUUACACCAUAUACCCCCAAAAGCAUAGUAUUAUUGAUUGGUCUUGUAUUCAUCCGACCCUUUAUCAAAAGUUUCCAUACUUGAAGGAUACCUAAGUUGAUAAAACAACCAAGCUUAUUAUUUUUUUUUCCACUCAGCUUCGAUCAUAGCAGAUAGCUUCCAUACCAUUCAACCAUGAAUUGAAAAAAAUACAUGGUGCAAACAUAUUUCUAAAACCAAGUAUUGAAGAAAUCCCAAGUGAUUCAUCCAAAUACCAGCUCUAAUAAUUAAUCAAGCGGUAUAUGUUAAUGGCAUACUUAUGUGUGUUGGUCAUCAUGAAUGUUUUAAAUUGUUAUUAAUGAAUUAUGUAAGUCAGAAUUGUAUUAGAUAAUACGGUAGAUUCUCGAGUGGGUCUAGACUUGGCGGACCCGGCCAGGCAAACGGAAGCUGCAUCAGCUAUUAA
Molecule: messenger RNA, 2687 nt
Organism: Hypoxylon trugodes
Lineage: Eukaryota; Fungi; Ascomycota; Sordariomycetes; Xylariales; Hypoxylaceae
Exons: 2
Coding region: 484-2082 (532 amino acids)
Source: RefSeq, a predicted model, not a curated record